AUGCCGCUUAUCAUUGGCAAAACAGAGACACUCAGUCCCGACUACGACUUCACCUCUACUCGCCAGCUCUUUGCCGAUUUCCCCGAGCUUAAGGAAUCGACCAAUUCUGUGUUCAACGCCGGGCCUGAAUCAGCGCAAACAUAUGACAGUGAACGGGAUCCAGUUCUGUAUGUGAUGCAAGGUGAAACGGCUAUUGUUUCUCCUCGUGAUGACACUAUUCAAAUUGUGAUGACCGACGACACGACCACCUGUAUAACAGGAAUCAUCCGCCACUGCAACUCGGGAGUCACCUCGCUCACACACUUUGAUCGCCCCCUAGAUGACAAUCUUCUGGUGGAGUCGCUGGAAGCAGCGCUCACUCGGAUGAUUUGCCUGGGAAACGGCGGGGACAGUAAAUCAGCUGAAGCUGAACGUGAUGAAUCGGAUGCAAAGUUCGACCUAUAUCUAAUUGGCGGGUACUGUGAUGAGAAGAGAAUAUCAGAGGACCUAGCCAUCUACCUGAUGAAGACAUUCAACUCACUGGCCUCACGGUUCACCAUUAAUUUG
This is a messenger RNA of Rhagoletis zephyria (snowberry fruit fly), 546 nucleotides long. Its product is annotated as protein N-terminal asparagine amidohydrolase-like. Gene Ontology annotation, biological process: ubiquitin-dependent protein catabolic process. Gene Ontology annotation, molecular function: protein-N-terminal asparagine amidohydrolase activity. Gene Ontology annotation, cellular component: nucleus. NCBI's taxonomy places the organism in Eukaryota, Metazoa, Arthropoda, Insecta, Diptera, Tephritidae. The record is from RefSeq and is a predicted model, not a curated record.